GCUAUAUAUAUAUACUGUAUGUAGUAGACCUCUUGACGAACAAUCAAGCCUCUAGAUCUCCGGAUGCGGGCAAUAGAAUUUUCUCACUCCAACAUUCGACAUGCCCUCGAGAGCAAGCUGCCGCAUCUCAACUCUACUGCUCCUCGCGUGCUCCUGCUGCGUGGCAAGCGCGACCAUAGACGCAUGCACAGCGUAUCCGCAGUGCGCAAUUGCUGGACCAAACAACACUGCGCUGUGGUGUUGCGCCAGUCCGAGUGGUUGUUGUCCUGGCAUAGAUUGCUGCGGUCCUGUCGCGUCGAACACGUCGUCGAUUACCCCCUCAUCGACCACAAGCGAUCCUCCUUCUUCCCUGCCUGCCAGUGGGACCUCCACCACAUCACCCACAACCACGGCAACGGCUCCGACUACGAUCCAGCCCAAUGAGGCCACAUCCAAGGAACGUGCAUCGGCUGUUGUAGCCGUUGUGGGGUUGUUGGUGGCAGCAUCGAUCGGUGUCUAGGAGUAUACUCGGAGUACACCGUAAAUAUCAAUCGAUGUCAAUCAAUUUUUUGGCAAAAAGUGGAA
This is a messenger RNA of Aphanomyces astaci, 564 nucleotides long. RefSeq lists its product as hypothetical. The coding region runs from base 101 to 499 and encodes 132 amino acids. The transcript has a single exon. Lineage: Eukaryota; Oomycota; Saprolegniomycetes; Saprolegniales; Verrucalvaceae. The record is from RefSeq and is a predicted model, not a curated record.